Coprinopsis cinerea okayama7#130 is the source of this 975-nucleotide messenger RNA. RefSeq lists its product as hypothetical. The record is from RefSeq and is a predicted model, not a curated record. Gene Ontology annotation, molecular function: magnesium ion binding; holo-[acyl-carrier-protein] synthase activity. Lineage: Eukaryota; Fungi; Basidiomycota; Agaricomycetes; Agaricales; Psathyrellaceae. The transcript has 5 exons. Gene Ontology annotation, cellular component: cytosol. Bases 121 to 975 code for a protein of 284 amino acids.
CUCCUUCCUGCUUAUCGCUUGCUAAUCGUUGGCGCCUGUCGUCAACUCACAUUCAAAGACACCAGACCAUUGCUCCGGACCCACUAGCACCCGCAUUCCAGUUAACUACACCCAGAUGCUAUGGCCGAAUGCCCAAUCCUAGUAUGGAUGCUCUCCUUGAACAGAGAGUACACUCUUUCUGAAUACGACCAAUGCUACAAACUCGUCGAAGAAUGCAUCAAACACACUUCAUUCCCCUACCAACCACGCAACACCGACAACUUUCGUAAAAUCAUAACCGCCAUGCUCCCCUUGCUCAUGAUGCGCCACCGCAGAAUACCACGCGCAAAGUGGAAAGACAACGCAAACUUCCAGGGGAAGCACUGGAUCGAGCAGUCACCCGAAGACAUCCCUCCAGAAAAAUACCAACAUUCAAUGAUCGGGUACCACCUCGCCAUCUCGAAUUCGUUAUGUGGCAUGGCCAUGACCCAAGGCGAGCGUUCCAAAGUCGUCAACAUCGGCCUCGGAAUCAUCCAAUACGCCGUCGAACCACGCGGGACGUCCUUACCAGCCUACAUCGAAUCCAUGUCUCACAAACUCACAGCACUCGAACUCAAAUCCCUCGAAAACCAACCCGAACAGGUCAUGCUCCGCCGCCUCUGCAUCCUCCUCGCCCUCAAAGACUCCUACAUCCGCGCUCUCGGGCAGCCCGUCGGCUUCGACUACGCCCGCCUCGAAUUCGACGUCGCCAACCAAUCCGCCACCGGCGACGGCAAACCCCUCACCGGCUGGGAAUUCCGCAUCUUCACCGCCAACCUCGGUGUCGCCCGCGGCACCCAACUCGUACACGAACAAUACGAAUGCGUAUGCGCGUUCUUUAGGAAUACGAACGAGAUCAAGUUUAUUUGGCAUCAGACCGCUAGGGAGUUGGAGAGUUGGGUGCAGUUUAUUAAUAUUGAUCAGAUGGUUAAGGUCAUUCCCAAGUUGACGGCUUGA